Mangifera indica (mango) is the source of this 1275-nucleotide messenger RNA. RefSeq names its product polygalacturonase-like. Gene Ontology annotation, molecular function: polygalacturonase activity. The transcript has 10 exons. NCBI's taxonomy places the organism in Eukaryota, Viridiplantae, Streptophyta, Magnoliopsida, Sapindales, Anacardiaceae. The coding region runs from base 28 to 1275 and encodes 415 amino acids. The record is from RefSeq and is a predicted model, not a curated record. Gene Ontology annotation, biological process: carbohydrate metabolic process.
GCUUGAUUCUCACAAAUUUGACGUUCGAUGCAGCAUCGUUUGCUAGCUAUGUUGGCGAGUCAUGUUUCUGAUUUGUUGGGAAGAAUAUAUAUUUUGAGCUUUGUACUAUCAAUUUUCACGAAUGUGAAUGCUGCUUAUGGGAAAGCAUUUAACGUUGUGGAUUAUGGAGCGAUUGGUGAUGGAAAGUCAAAUGAUACCUGGGCAUUUGAGAAAGCUUGGACUGCAAUCUGCAACGCAUGGAAAGACACACCAACCAUGGUUAUUCCAAAGGGAAAGACAUUUCUGGUGUAUCCUAUAACCUUCGCUGGUCCUUGCAAGUCCAGUAACAUCAACAUCAAACUAUCAGGAGUAGUUAAGGCUCCAGAGGAUUUUCGUGCAUGGGAAGCAACCAAGAUGGGAGAAUGGCUGGUUUUUGAUGGCGUUUCAGGGCUCAAUAUCACUGGCAAUGGCCUCAUUGAAGGAAAUGGAAAGAGCUGGUGGGAUAAUUCAUGCAAACUUAAUCCCAAAAAGGGCUGCACAAAACUGGCACCUACUGCAUUAGGGUUUAGAAGUUGCAACGAUGUGCGAAUGAGUAGAAUUAAUGUUAUGCGGAGUCCUCAAACCCAUAUACUUGUACUUGGUUGUAAAAAUGUUGGCUUCAGUUUCCUGGUGAUACAAUCUCCAGGAAGUAGCCCCAAUACUGAUGGAAUUCACGUUUCAGAUUCCCUCAAUGUAACCGUCAGGUCCUCCAUUAUUGGCACUGGUGAUGACUGCAUCUCGAUCGGAGAUUUGGUUUCAAAUAUUAAAGUCAAAUAUGUGAACUGUGGACCUGGUCAUGGUAUAAGCAUUGGAAGCUUAGGUGGUGGUGGAAAUGAAGUACGAGUAGAAUACAUCACUGUGAGAAAUGUUGCAUUCGACGGGACUAGCAAUGGAGCCCGGAUCAAGACUUGGCAAGUGGGAGAAGGUAAGGUUCAACAUGUUGAAUUUUCGAAUCUAACGUUCGUGAAUGUGGAGAAUCCAAUAAUCAUUGACCAGUAUUACUGCCAAGUCAAAGGUGGCUGUAGAGGCACGAAAACUGGAGUUCAUAUAGACGACGUGCGAUUUACCCAUGCGACGGGGACAACAGCCACCGAUGUGGCCAUCAAUCUUAAUUGCAGCAGCAAUGUUCCUUGUACCAACAUCUACUUAGAGGACAUUCAACUGCAAUCAACAACUAAAGGAAAACCUGUCUUUGCUAGCUGCAGCAAUGCUUAUGGAUCCCAUAAAGGAAUUGUUGAACCUAAAUCAUGUGUUUGA